Molecule: messenger RNA, 396 nt
Organism: Caenorhabditis remanei
Lineage: Eukaryota; Metazoa; Nematoda; Chromadorea; Rhabditida; Rhabditidae
Exons: 1
Coding region: 1-396 (131 amino acids)
Source: RefSeq, a predicted model, not a curated record
AUGACUUCUACAAGAAUAUUUGAAAUUUUUCUACUAUCCGUACUUGCCUGUGGUUUGUUUUGUGCGGCACCCAAUGCUUCUACAUCACCAGAACCAGUCGACGAAGUUCUCACAGAAGAAUCUGACAAGGAGCUACCCAACGUAUACUACGGGAACUACAAAAUACACCACUCAGAAAACUGCGAUAUGAAUUUGAACUUGCACUACGGAACCCGCUUCGAUUUAGAGCAUCUUGAUAUGACUAUCGCUUUUGUGAAGAGCAAUCAAAAGCACAAAUUUAAUGUGAAGUAUUCCAAAAACAAAAAAAAUGGAAAGCUCGACAAUGUUGAAUUUGGAAAGCCGAUUAAAGCUGGGGAAACGCAGGUGAGAUACUUCCGAUCAGUAGCUUUGUGUUAG